This is a messenger RNA of Rotaria sp. Silwood1, 1047 nucleotides long. Lineage: Eukaryota; Metazoa; Rotifera; Eurotatoria; Philodinida; Philodinidae. The record is from the annotation of a GenBank genome assembly.
AUGAAAACUAUAUUUAUAUAUCUAAUUAUACUUUUAUAUAUUUCAAAAUAUUGUUGUGAAUAUUUAUCAUGCAGAACAAAUUGUUCAUAUAAUGGUACUAUUGAUAAUGAAUGUUGGCGACAAGCUUUAAAUUAUCGUUCAUCAGAAUUAAUUCAACGAAUUUUUUCAUUUAGUAGUCUAUCUGUUUAUAUUGAUAGUUUUCAACGAAAUCAUUCAAAAGAAUUAAACAAUAGUAUCGAAUUUAUUGAUGAAUCAUUUGAAAAUAAUUUAUUAAAUGAAACAUUAAAUGUUAAAUUAAAUAUAAGUUUAUUUAUAGAAACAAAACAAAUUCUUCUUAAUUUCUGUCAAAAUUUAAUAUUAAAUGCAACUAAAUCACCUCGUGAACUUCCAUCAUUAUCAUGUGCAACAUCUACAUGUUCUACAGAUAUACGUAAUUAUAUGGUACUUUUUAUAAUUAGUAUUGCUAUAGCUAGUUUAGUACUAAUCAUCUGUAUCGUACAAUCUAUUCAAGCACGUAAAUCAAAACCUAUAGUAAUUGUUCAACACAACGAUCUUCUUAUAAAUUCUUCUUCUGCUCCUAGAAUUUAACGUACAUGUGAUAGUAAACACGGUUCAAUCGAUUGUUGGAAAAUAACUACAGAUGGAUUUACUUAUGGUUUAUCAACAGCUAUGAUUGAUUAUUGUGAAGUUAUACUAAAUCUUCGUCAAAUAAAUAAUAAUCAAAUAUCUUGGUAUAAUAUCAGUCGUGAUAUACUUAUACAAGAAAUUGCUCAAUACGAUCUUGAUCCAAAAGUUCGUCAAUUAACUAAAAAGAAUAUCGAAGAUAUUGCAAUAUCACUACUUAAUAAUUGUUUUUAUACAUCAUUAUCAAUAUCUUCUCAACCAUCAUGUCCAUCAUGUUCUGUAAAACAAAUUCAAUUAAUGAAAGAAUGGCGUUCUAUAUCACUAAUUCUAAUAUCCGGUUGUGUUUUUUUAAUUGUUAUCAUUUCAUUAUUAUAUACAUUCCAUCCUUAUUUUAAUCGUCGUACAUAUGAAUCGAUUAGUUAA